Messenger RNA from Anolis carolinensis (green anole), 1619 nucleotides. It is a transcript of the gene mpv17l, whose product is annotated as MPV17 mitochondrial inner membrane protein like. Gene Ontology annotation, biological process: mitochondrial ribosome assembly; cellular response to reactive oxygen species. The transcript has 6 exons. The record is from RefSeq and is a predicted model, not a curated record. The coding region runs from base 471 to 1100 and encodes 209 amino acids. Lineage: Eukaryota; Metazoa; Chordata; Lepidosauria; Squamata; Anolidae. Gene Ontology annotation, cellular component: cytoplasm; membrane; mitochondrion.
ACAUUGGAGAUGACGGAAGAGGACCACGCACCAUAAAUGCAAUGGGUUGGGACAGGGCCUGGAGGAAAGGGUUCCUGAGCUACUUUUAGAGGUAGAAGUGACUCAACAAACCGGCCGAUGUAGACCUCCAUCCAGAGUGCUAAGGCUGUGUCGUGUGUUGCUAUAUUUUAAGGAAUUUGCCCAUACCUUCCCCCCAGAGAGGAGCUAGAAAUCAGCUUGUAAAGGGAGAGGAGUCAAUAUGCAUUGGGUGGGUUUCUCUCCCCUUUGCUUCAGCUGGUCUUCAUUUCCACACCCUUCCCACAUGUCCGGCUAUUUUUAGUUCUGUGGAGCAGAGAGAGAGGCUGGGCCAUCCUGUCUUCCUUCUACCACCAAGAUAUCUGGGACAACACAACUGCUAUUACAAUCCAUCUGAAAAGAGAGAUUCACCACCUUGAGGAACUGCUCUUCUGCCACUUUGGUGUGCCAACUAAAUGCGCCCUUUGCGCAGCCUGGUGCAUCGCCAUCCUUGGGUGCUGAAUGUUGCUGCCUAUGGGACUCUGUUUUCUGCAGCCGAUGUGGUCCAGCAGGUAUUGUCAAGGGCCCAUCAGGACCAGCUUUGGUGCACUGCUUUGGACCUGAAGCAGACGGCCAAAGUGGCGCUGGUAGGGUUCACUUUCCACGCCAACUUCAAUUAUGUCUGGUUCCGGGCCUUGGAACGUCUUCUUCCAGGAGCAAAUGUUUCCAAGGUGAUUGUAAAGGUGGCAUGUGACCAGGCCAUAGCCGCCCCAAUCACCAUUGGGGCAUUUUACACAGGCCUCUCUCUUCUGGAUGGUGAACGUGACAUCUUCGGGAAUUUGCGGGAAAAAUUCUGGUCAUCUUACAAGGCUGGGGUGUUGUGCUGGACUUUGUUCCAGGCAGUGAAUUUUGCUCUUGUGCCACCCAUGUUCCGCACAACUUACGUGGGCGCCUGCUCCUUUGUGUGGACAGCUUUUCUGUGCUACCUGCGCCAAAGGGAUGCCGGUGAUGCCACCUCCCACCUCUUCCGAACCGUGCCAGGCUUGGCUCAGCUAUUUCCACCUACAGCCCCAGAGAAUCACAUGAACCAGAACUCCGAGAAAUAACAAAGAGACCUAAUACUUAGGCUGAUGCUUCUGUUCUCACAAAACUGUAGUAUUUGUGUUUGAAAACAUUGCCAUUUGCUCUUAUACUCAAGAUUAAUUCUUGCCCACCUGAACAGUGGUUUUGUUCAGGCUAAAAAUAUUAAUAAUGAAUAUUUUUUACUUUCCAUAGCACCACAUGCCUGUUGUCCAUGGCAGCUGCUUUACUGUGCUUCCUCCCUACAUUUUCCUUUCAUAUAACGUCUUUUAGAUUGUAAGAUUGAAAGUGCAAUUUUCUUUUUUUCUAACCAUCCAUCUAUCUGUUGUCUUGAUCUGUAAACCACUUGGAAUAAAUACAUAUUUAAUACAUUUUUAAAAUGCUUUAUAAGUAAUGAAACCUAAUCAUAAUGUGUAUGUCUCUGGAAUAUGAUCAUGUAAUUACACACAGCCUUCUUAUUGGGCAUUUUGUGUGAUCCAUGAGCUUAAACAAGGAUCGGUGACAAUAAAUCUGGUGUUCAUGUUCACAGAUGCUUAGCUCCAAAA